GCAGAGCUCACACGUUCACGUCAUAUCACCAGACAUAUAACCAAAACCAUGGCUACAAUGGAUGAUUUCUUCCAUAAAGUGCAGCGAAAGCAUCCCACGAUUCAUGACGACCUACGGGAAAUUUUCAAAAACUCCCAGAGCGACUCGCCACAGCGGUCUAUUACCCUAUCUCAAAUACGUGCUGCCUACAGUCAACGAACUGGCGAGGAUUUCCCCGUGAAGGGAAGCACGCGAACCCAAAUGUGUUUUGUCCUGACAAUCCCCUAUAUCGCCUGCUUUACCAGUCGAAUUGGCACAUUGCGAUUUUUCACCUUCGAAGCGAGCCAGGAAUAAGGGAGCGUAUACCAACCGCAUCUAGUCUUACCCGUGCAAUUUCUGUAUACCUAUAUAUAAUGCAAUAUAUAAAUAAUGCAACAUUUAUAA
Messenger RNA from Drosophila biarmipes, 423 nucleotides. RefSeq lists its product as uncharacterized. The record is from RefSeq and is a predicted model, not a curated record. Bases 49 to 333 code for a protein of 94 amino acids. NCBI's taxonomy places the organism in Eukaryota, Metazoa, Arthropoda, Insecta, Diptera, Drosophilidae. The transcript is spliced from 2 exons.